Malus domestica (apple) is the source of this 3851-nucleotide messenger RNA. The record is from RefSeq and is a predicted model, not a curated record. NCBI's taxonomy places the organism in Eukaryota, Viridiplantae, Streptophyta, Magnoliopsida, Rosales, Rosaceae.
UAUUCCUUCUCAAGAAGAAACUAGUAUACUCAUGAGUCCUUGCUAACCAACCUUUCAAGGAAGUCAGCUUAAAACAAACGAAAAAGCCAUGUUAAUCUAGGUAAUUACUUCAACUAAUUGGUUAUGAUUGCGUCAGGUUAAUUCAUAAAAUCAUUUAUUAAGUCUUUCGAUUUUACUUAUGAUGAGUUUGGAAUAGAUACUUUCUUUCUUAUUUGUUUGAUUGGAAUGUGAUUGGAAGUGGGCAGAUGGGUGGAAGAGGAGUGGGUAGAUGGGUGGGUGUGCGGGGAGGGUGAGUGUAGAGGAGAGAAGGGAGGGAUAAGGAGUGGAAUGGGUGGGUUUGCAGGGAGGAUGUGAUAUGAUCUGUAAGUAGUGAUUAGCUUAAUCACUAUUAAGGGUUUAAUUCUUGGGAUUAUUAGGCUUAUUCCUGUUUUAAUGUAGUUUGUUAUAAUUGUCCAGCUGGCAUGAUAAGUUGUAACUUGUAUAAGAGCACUAGCUCUCAGUAUUGUGAAGAGAUCAGAAUUUACAACAAAGAAAUUAAAUACAAAAAUAUUUGGAGCUCUGCUCCUUCAUCUCUCAUUCCCUCUACUUCCAUAGCUUUCUUGUGCUACUUGCAGGUUGAUUAAGGGAAUUGAGAAUUGGAUCGUAUCAAUGGUAUCAUCCUGCUCGACUCCUGGUUUCCCUCCUGUGCACGACCACCCGACCCGUCUUUCUACCAUGGAUGCACGCCUCUCAGCUGCACUCGACUUUCUUGUAGCUUCGAUGCGUGCUGACCUCCGUGCAAUUCGGGAUUCUGACUUCGCUUUCUGCAAGGCUGUGGAGUCUGCCGUCGCACCAAUCCGCUGUCACCUUGCUCUGUUACGCCAUGACUUGGCUCUAGGUGCUGGGGAAGGUUCCGGUCCAGCCUCGAUGUCUUUCGAUGAUGUUGAAAUUCCUGAUCUCGGUCACCAGAAAUUCCACGACUUGGGAUACAAGACAGAGAAGGCAGCCCACAUCGAAUUCCCUCGAAAAUCCAAGUCCAUUCCAUUCCUUCGUUACUUUUAUCAUCUCCGUUGUUGCAAGCAAUGGCAAAUUCGCUCGUCCAACCGUCACACUUAAAUGAUUUUGUAUCAGCCACAGUUCCAUGGUGGAAUGUUGAGAAAACCAGGCCCAUUGUGAUGGUGACCACAACGCCGCUGCUAUUUUCGAUUUCAGCAAUCUUUAGCACUAAAUCAGCCCACGCUCACAGUCACAAACCCGUUUUGAGCACCACGGAAGCUACAAUAGUGGCGCAUGUUCUGGGUUUCCCUUUCAAGAACGUAGGAGCUACUAAAUCUGUAGGUCUCUCUCAUACAAACACCAUGAAACGUCGCCAUGAGGUAUUGCGAUCUUUGAUUUACAAUUUGUCACACGGGAAGGUCAAAUGGCAUUGGAUUUUGAAUAGUCUACUUGCAUGUUAUACUGAUGGAAAUGUGGGCAUGAAUGAUGUUUAUUUGAAUAAGAUUCAUAGGUGGGUCGGCCUGUAUGAGGUUGGCAAGUUUGUGAUGGUUUUUAAUGCAGAGAAAGUGCUUGAUGAAAUAGCUAAGAGACAAAGCGAGGACGCUGCAGGAAACCUCUUCGAUCGAAUGACCCCUCUUUUUCAUAACAUGGUUAUAUGCUCUCAAUUCUGCAUAAAUAUAGGUGAAUUUUGGAAUGGAUGGGAUCCGGGAGGGGGAUUAGCUAAAAUUCUAGGCGUGAUGCUCUGUUCCAAGAACCACGAGAACCAUGGUGACAAGUACCCUCAGUUUUUUAAAACACAGCUACACUUCAUUAAUCAUCCAAUGCAUUUUACUUGUUUACUACAAGUGAUGCAAUAUGAGAAAUCUACUGCUACAUGUGAAAGUGUUUUUAAUAUUUCGGGUGAUCGCAACUCCUUUAUUGAUGCCGGCAAUGCGGGGAAACUGGAUAAGGUGCUUAAUGUGGUAGAUUCAAUGCUGGAUGAUGAUGGGGUUGAAUUCUUUACCAAUCCAAAUAAGAAGACUAUGUUGUUUCUUAAUUUAACUGAUCUGAAGGUCUUAGUCACUGACAACAUCCAAGAGUACGUCAAGUCUGGAAAACAUGUGUUGCUGGAAUUCUAUGCUCCUUGGUGUGGACAUUGCAAGAAGUUUCCAAUUUUGCAUGAAGUUGUUGUCUCAGAUGAAAAGGAUUCUGAUGUCGUUAUUGCAAAAUUACGAGCCACGGUAAAUGGUGUGCCAAGUGACUUCGAUGUCAAAUAUUUCUAGCAGCCUCAACACCUGCAGGACCAGAUGCUUGCUCACUUGUGUCUGAAGUUUCGAAAAGAUUGGGAAGAAUUGCAGCAACUAGAACCCCUUGAUUCCCUUCCUAAAACCAUCUGCUCGAGUAUUUCACAUUAUCUGUUUUACUCGCUUAUAAAUGUGGUCUACUUAAUUCAUGGGGUUUCGAAUGACUUGCUUUUUCCGUUGGUCUCUGAGAUGAAAGCUAUAGGAAUUACUUCUUUUGCAAAAGCACCAAUGGAAUUUCUUAGUCCUGUUGAACUUCAACUAAGAAUGGCGUGUAUUCUUUUUUAUUCAUGGGUUGCACUUUUUAUGAUGGAUUAGGCUAUCCAUGAUAGAAUCAACGGCAUAAUCACCUCCAUGAAUGCACAGAUCCCUUACUUCAAGAAAAUCUUUUCCAUGAUUACCAACCAUCUAACAAGUUUUUUGAAUUUAAAGAUUGAGGCCAAUCUCCCUUUGAAGAAGGAUGGAACAACAACUGCUUCAAUCUUAAUUCUCUUGUUGGAUGGAAUGCAUUUCAAGAAGUACUUGGAAUUCCUUCAGAAUUUGGAAGAAAUUAUAGAGGCAUUGGAUGGACUAAAGGUUGCGGGAGUUGACCUUGGAGUUGAGAUCCCACUUGAACAGAUUCCAACUGUCCCAGAGGAAAUAACCGAUGUAUACAGGCAGCUUAACAAGCUAGUUACUGUAGCUUAUCAGUUUCUCGAAUUAGUGAUAGAAUACCCAACUCCAACCCUUGGUAAGGUUGCAGAUGUUUCUGAAGCUGUUCGACAAUAUGUAUUCAAUAUUGUCAGAAGUAUUUCCCUUGUUGAAUCCUUAUUUGAUGCCUUCAGCCAACAAUGGUUUAGUGUGAAGCUUAUAUAUGCAUUCUGUUGCUUGUUAAUUCUUAUCCUUGGAAUUGUUGGGAUGCACUAUGUGGUCAAUUUGGUGGGAGGCUCAAAAGAACCUAUAAAAUCGAGGGCUGCCAUUGAGUCCAUUGCUUUAGUGUUGGCAUAUUUCACUAACAAAAGAAUUAUUACUUUAUUGCUUUACUAUGGUGGAAGAAUUGGUUACGGAAAAGAAAAACGUGAAAGGCUGCUGGGCAAAUGGGAAGUUGUGGAUGUCAAUUAUUGUUGCAGGUGUGCUUUAUAUUUGGUGGACUCCGAAAAGAUAUAUGGCAAACAUCACUAUAAUACUAAGAACUUUCAUAUGGAAGGCUCGAGCACGGUGUCUUCUAGGAAGCCUGUGAUCUUUGCUGACGAGACCUGUGCCACCCAGACUGCUGCACUGGGAAAUGCUAAUUUUGCACCUGUCUUUGUUCAAGGAUUUUUGACUUCUGUGCGCAAUCGGUAUCAACUGCUUAUAUGGGCUGUAGUGCAUACUGCUGAUGAGGGUUUGGAGUCCAUAACUGACACAGAGACUGAAUUACAGCUGAAGGAGUUAGCUGAGUGUGCCUUUUAUGGUACAAAUUCUAAUCAGCCAGUUCAAAUCAUGAAAGUGAUGGUUCUGCGAUUGACUUGCUUGUCAAUUUUGUUGGACUCUGGAGACACACGAUUUUGUCAAAUUCGAAGUGCAGCAACAGUCACUACCCCAUUGGACCAUUGCAGAAAUAAAACAAGUUGUUCU